CGCAAACCUUUGGACGAAGCAGUGACGAAGCACACGACUUGGAGGUGGGUUUAGCAGGUCAGCAAGAAGGGCAACAGCAGCCGAGUAUAGGAGGGAAGAGGGAACAUCAGACAAGGAACCGCUUGGCAGUAUCACGAUGUCAGGCAGACUCUUCCUCUCUGCCGCCUUCCAGCGUCGACUGGCUCGUACACCUCUCCGUCGAAAAUUGUCAUGGUCAUCGACUUCAUCACCCCUUGUUCCAGCCACCAGCACCUCUUCCUCUUCUUCUUCUUCUCCUUCUUCUUCUCGCUUCUUCUCGACCUCUUCAGUCUCAUCGGCCAAGAGAGAUGCGCUUCGGCUACCUCGAUCGGAACGUCCUGCAGUCUCCGUCGGACCUGUCAGACCGAUCCUAUCCGAGGAUAUCGAUCUUCCAAGUCAACCUCCAGACUCUGCAUUGGCGGUAUUGCUCUCUCGAAUGACACUUGAUCCUGAUCCUGCUCUCUAUCCUUCCGUUUUGGCUUGUCUCACCCAUCCAUCAUACGCCAACACUCCGUAUCAAUCUGGCGACUCGACCCCUUCCCCUCAACCCUCUACAUCCUCUUCAUCCUCCUCUUCAGCAGCGGCGCAGAAUACGAAGGAAUACAAUAACGAGCUCUUGUCAGCUACUGGAAACUCACUCCUUGGACUGUUUGCAGCUGAAUUCCUGGCCAAUCGAUUCCCAUUCCUCCCUACUGAACCCCUGAAAUCAGCCGUGACGGCUUAUGUCGGUCCGGCAGCAUGUGUUUCCGUAGCGAGAGAAUUGGGUAUCGGAGUCAGACACGGAGCAGACGCGGGUGAAUUUGCAAUGGGUCAACCAUCUGCAAGUGCUGGUGUUCCUAUUCGAUGGGAGCGAAUGACCCUCGAAAGGGAAGAAGCUAUGAUUUACCCCUCGGCAAGGUUCAACAAAAUGUUGAAAGCCGAAGGGGAUCGAUGGGCAUCAAAAGUGGAGACACCGAGCGGGAUGGCUUUGGAUCCAGAUCAAUCGAGAAGAGUCAAAUAUGCCGAACAAUGGACAGAUGUGGUCGCGUCGGUCAUGAGAGCGUUUGUGGGGUUGAUCUACGAGCAAAAGGGCCUUCACGAUGCUCGGGAAUUCGUUCAUGCUCAUUUCUUUUCACGCCAUUUGGACCUCACUACCCUGUUCAACUUUAGGAAUCCCAAGCUCGUUCUCGCCGCCGUGGUUGAAAGACACAUGGCUGAAGCGGGAAUCAACAAGGCCUCGGGUCAGACCAAGAUCCAGCCUCGUUUGCUCGCAUCGACUGGUGUGGCGACCAUGGCCCCGUUAUUCAACAUUGGUCUCUUUUUACCGUCUGGUUUGAAGUUAGCCGAGGGUACUGGAUCCUCCAAAGCCAUGGCGGAACAUCGAGCAUCCGUCAAUGCCCUGAUGAGUUUAUACCUGGUCAGAGGCGACGUUUCCCGUGUAGCUGGACAAAAUGUCUCCAACCUGUUACCGAGUAUGGCGCACUCUCCCACUCCUAUCGGCGAGAAUGGUCUGGAAACUGAAGAGACGGGAGAGAAGGGUUACAAGGGUAAAGGAUUCGGAGGUUUGGAAACGAAUGUGGAGAAUUCCAAGAGAUCACAGAUGAGGGGUAGACUGCUUCAGAGCCACUAGCAGUAUCAUCAUCAUAUGCAUAAGGCAUCGAAAUCAGGGG
Messenger RNA from Kockovaella imperatae, 1667 nucleotides. RefSeq names its product ribonuclease III domain-containing protein. Gene Ontology annotation, cellular component: nucleus. Gene Ontology annotation, molecular function: ribonuclease III activity; double-stranded RNA binding. The coding region runs from base 137 to 1627 and encodes 496 amino acids. NCBI's taxonomy places the organism in Eukaryota, Fungi, Basidiomycota, Tremellomycetes, Tremellales, Cuniculitremaceae. The transcript has 3 exons. Gene Ontology annotation, biological process: primary miRNA processing; regulation of gene expression; rRNA processing. The record is from RefSeq and is a predicted model, not a curated record.